Molecule: messenger RNA, 1146 nt
Organism: Camellia sinensis
Lineage: Eukaryota; Viridiplantae; Streptophyta; Magnoliopsida; Ericales; Theaceae
Source: RefSeq, a predicted model, not a curated record
AUGGCCAAGAAGAGAGCAGUAAGGACCCUCAUUACCGAAACAAAUCAGGGCGAGGUACCACAAGCUGGCCAAACACAAGGGGCCAUGGUAGCCCUUCCAACCGCCCAACCUUCAUCAUCUCGGCCCAGCAAGCGUGCUCGGACUUCCACAACCGAGCCACGCCUUGUUGACAAGGAUGAAACCUUGCUUCCCCAAACCACACCUCCGAGCCCACAACCUGAGCGCUCUGACCGAGCUAGCUCCUCUGAGUGGAUACCAAAGAUUACCUACAACAACCACGCUAUUACUAGCAUUGAUUCAGUAGUGGCAAACAAAGACCAUAAGCUCACUUUUAACCUGGCUAAGAGCAUGUGUUUGCCUUCUGACAUGGAGCAUCAUGACCAUUUGACCGAGCUCAAGGCCAUCCGGUCGGCGACAAAGUCAAUGGUGCUGGCCAUGCAAAAGAACCACAUCUCUCAUAAGCGCGUGCUGGAGCUGCGUAAGAUAGCGCAGCUUGCUGUAGCAAACGCCAAUGCUAAAACGGUCGAGUUGAAUGAAGCCAAGCAAAAAAUUGCCGAGCUUGAAUCUGACAAUGCCCGACUUACCGAACUAGUUAACGCAGUGGAAGCGGAUAAACAGAAAGCUCUGGCCGAGCUGAAAGACCGCUAUUUGCACGAACUAACCAAGCUUGAAAAGAAAAAAGAUGCCGAGAUUGCCGAACUAAAAAAGAGCGCGGACGAUGCUGAAGAUCACAGCUACAGAGAAGGGGAAGCCACCUACAUCCUGCAAUGUGAAGCUGCCAAGGACAUAUUUUUCAAAUGCGGAUGGAAGGCAGCCAUGUCAAAGCUCGGUUAUGGCCAAGAAACCGAGGUCUUUCAGAACCCUCCUCCCCACUUCAUUCCGAGUUAUAUGGCAGACUACGCCAAUGCCAUUCAGCAAAAACUUCUUCAAGUAGGGGAGAAAGAGAAGGCAUCUCUAGAGCCCAACAACACCCCUGUUGCUACCAUUGAUCCCGGUCUCCAAACUGCCCAGUCAGCUCAGGUGGAACCAUCAGUGCCCAUUACGAUUGAAGAUGUGGCUGUGACCGACCUUCCUGCUGGAACCAGGCUACUGAGUGGUGAAGCUCGGGUUGUUUUGGAUGCAGAUUUGGAUGAUCUUUUUGCCUGA